Messenger RNA from Lucilia sericata (common green bottle fly), 1639 nucleotides. RefSeq names its product serine protease 53-like. The record is from RefSeq and is a predicted model, not a curated record. Gene Ontology annotation, biological process: proteolysis. The coding region runs from base 32 to 1594 and encodes 520 amino acids. Gene Ontology annotation, molecular function: serine-type endopeptidase activity. Lineage: Eukaryota; Metazoa; Arthropoda; Insecta; Diptera; Calliphoridae. The transcript is spliced from 2 exons.
ACUUCACAUCAAAUCGUGUUCAUUCAACAACAUGUUAAAGUUUGUAAUUCUAUUGUCAGCUGUUGCCUGCGCUUUGGGUGCUGCUGUGCCUGAAGGUAUGCUGCCUCAAUUGGAUGGUCGUAUUGUGGGUGGUGUGGCCACCACUAUUAGCGAUUACCCCUGGCAAAUUUCCCUCCAACGUUCCGGUUCACACUCUUGCGGUGGCUCCAUCUAUAGCUCUAACAUUAUUGUCACAGCUGCUCACUGCUUGCAAUCCGUUUCUGCUUCCGUCUUGAAGGUACGUGCUGGUUCCACCUACUGGAAUAGUGGCGGUGUUUUGGUUAGUGUUGCUGCUUUCAAGAAUCAUGAAGGUUACAACUCCCGCACCAUGGUCAACGAUAUUGCUGUCAUCAAAUUGGCCUCUUCCUUGACCACCAGUUCGAACAUUAAGGCCAUCGCUUUGGCUUCUACUGCUCCCGCAAAUGGUGCUGCUGCUGUAGUUUCUGGUUGGGGUACUACUUCAUAUGGUGGUUCCUCUUUACCCACCCAAUUGAGAGCCGUUGAUGUUACCAUUGUCAGCACCAGUUCCUGCGCUUCUUCCACUUAUGGUUAUGGUUCGGAAAUUAAGUCCAGCAUGAUCUGUGCCUACACUGUAGGCAAAGAUGCUUGCCAAGGUGAUUCUGGUGGCCCCUUGGUUUCCGGUGGUCAAUUGGUUGGUGUUGUUUCUUGGGGUUAUGGUUGCGCUUAUGCCAACUAUCCAGGUGUCUAUGCAGAUGUUGCUGUUCUCCGCAGCUGGGUUGUCAAUACCGCUAAUUCGAUUUAUAGUUUACUAAUUUCUUUUAGUAUGUUGAAGUUUGUGAUUUUAUUGUCGGCCAUAGCUUGCGCUUUGGGUGCUGCCGUUCCCGAGGGUAUGCUUCCUCAAUUGGAUGGACGCAUUGUCGGCGGUGAAGCUACCACCAUCAGCAACUUCCCCUGGCAAAUCUCCCUUCAACGUUCUGGCUCUCACUCUUGCGGUGGUUCCAUCUACAGUUCUAACAUCAUUGUGACUGCUGCUCACUGCUUGCAAUCCGUGUCCACCUCUGUCUUGAAGGUACGUGCUGGUUCUUCCUACUGGAACUCCGGUGGUGUUGUUGUCAGUGUUGCCGCUUUCAAGAACCACGAAGGUUACAGCUCACGCACCAUGGUCAACGAUAUUGCUGUCAUCCGUUUGGCCUCUUCCUUGACUAUGUCCUCCUCCAUCAAACCCAUUAGCUUGGCUACUGUUGCUCCUCCUACUGGUGCUGCUGCUGUAGUAUCUGGUUGGGGUACCACCUCUUCUGGCGCCUAUGGCAUUCCCUCUCAAUUGAGAUAUGUCGAUGUUCAAAUGCUCAGCACCUCCGCUUGUGCUUCCUCCACGUACGGUUAUGGCUCUGAAAUCCAACCCACCAUGAUCUGCGCCUACACUGUCGGUAAAGAUGCUUGCCAAGGUGACUCCGGUGGCCCAUUGGUUUCUGGUGGUCUUUUGGUUGGUGUUGUCUCUUGGGGUUAUGGUUGCGCCUUCACCAACUACCCUGGUGUCUAUGCUGAUGUUGCCGUUCUCCGCAGCUGGGUUGUAAAGACUGCUUCAACUAUCUAAAUGUUUUUCGAGUUUAAUAAAAAAUUGUUUACGAUCACCUAAUAA